Cavenderia fasciculata is the source of this 2685-nucleotide messenger RNA. It is a transcript of the gene psmD7, whose product is annotated as 26S proteasome non-ATPase regulatory subunit 7. Gene Ontology annotation, biological process: mitochondrial respiratory chain complex assembly; programmed cell death. Gene Ontology annotation, molecular function: metallopeptidase activity; FAD binding; NAD(P)H oxidase H2O2-forming activity. Bases 1 to 2685 code for a protein of 894 amino acids. The transcript has 7 exons. NCBI's taxonomy places the organism in Eukaryota, Evosea, Eumycetozoa, Acytosteliales, Cavenderiaceae. Gene Ontology annotation, cellular component: cytoplasm; proteasome regulatory particle; mitochondrion. The record is from RefSeq and is a predicted model, not a curated record.
AUGUCAACAUUCCCAAAUAGUACUGUAGUUCAUCCAACUGUAUUACUCAGUGUAGUAGAUCACUAUAAUAGAGUUGCCAAAGAUACAAACAAGAGAGUUGUAGGUGCAUUGUUGGGAGCAAACAAUGGCAAGGGUGUCAUUGAUAUAUCCAACUGUUAUGGUGUACCAUUUGAAGAGGAUGAUUCAAACCCAAAUAUAUGGUUCUUGGAUCACAACUUCCACGAAAAUAUGUUUGCUAUGUUUAAAAAGAUUAAUGCUAGAGAAAAUGUUGUAGGUUGGUAUAGUACAGGUCCAAAGAUUAGACCUGCCGAUCAAGAUAUCAAUGAAUUAUUUAGAAGAUAUACACCAAACCCUGUAUUAGUAAUCAUAGACGUUCAACCAAAGGAACUUGGUAUCCCAACAAAGUCAUAUGUCACUGUUGAAGAAAUUAACAAGGAAACAUCUGAAUCAACCAUGAAAUUUCAACAUAUUCCAUCAUCGAUUGAUGCAGUUGAAGCUGAAGAGAUUUGUAUUGAACAUUUGUUGAGAGAUGUCAAGGAUUCAUCCAUCUCUUCACUCACCAACCAACUCAUUGACAAAAAGAUUUCAUUGAAACAUUUAAUUAAUAAUCUUCAAGAAAUGACCACUUAUUUGGAUUAUGUAGUUCAAGAAAAAUUACCAUUAAAUCAACAAAUUAUUGGAUUCAUUCAAGAUAUCAUUAAUUUAUCACCAAAUUUGAAUGUUAAUGAAUUGGCAAAGGCCUUUUCUGUAGAGAUGAACGAUACAGUCUCUGUCAUUUACAUCUCGUCUAUGAUUAGAUCAAUCAUUGCCCUACAUAAUCUCAUCCUCAACAAGAUUUCAAAUCGUGAUGCCGAAAAGAAAGCCGACAUUCUUUCCAGCCUUCCAGCUACUCCAACCACUGCCCCUGCUGCUGCCACUGAUAAAGAUACCAAAGAAAAUAAGGAAAAAGACACCAAACCUGUAUCAAAGAUGUUUGGCUCAGUCUUAAGAAGAAAUACCUUCAAGGUAGUUCAAUCAACUACCAAUAAUAUCAAAUCAUCUACUUCACUAUGCAAUACCAUUAAACAACAACAACAAAGAUCAUAUUAUCAAUCUUCAUCCUCAUCAUCUUCAUCUUCAUCAAAGAGCAAUAAUAGUUUUAAAUGGUUACUUGGAGCAACUACAUUGGCUACAUCAGUCUUGAUUGGAGGAACUACAUUAUUGGAUCAACAACAAGCAGCUACACCAGUUGAAGCAGUUCAAGUAACACCAGAUCAACAAUCAACUGAUUCAAAGGAAGAUGAAAAGACUACUACUACUACUCCUAAUACUGCAGCACCAGUCAAACCAAAGACAUCAGAUGAUCCAUUUGAUGGUGUAGAGAAAUUCAAAUAUAUUAUUAUCGGUGGUGGAACAGCUGCUUAUCACGCAGUUGACAAGAUCCUCGAAAACGACAAGGGUGCCAACGUACUCAUAAUCACCAAGGAAGGUGCCGUCCCAUACCAACGUCCACCAUUAUCAAAGAACUUGUGGCACGCAAGCGAACAAGAUGUUGCUAAACUUGAAUUUGCCGAUUGGUCUGGCAAAAAGGAAAGCAUCUUUUUUGAACCAGAAUCAGUCUAUGGUAACGAUGUACUUCAAGUCAUUACAAAAAAGAAAGUUGUUGAUCUCCAUGUUGAAGGAAAAGUAGUAUUACUCAAUGAUGGUACACUGGUUUCAUUUGAAAAGUUGUUGAUUGCAACUGGUGGAGAGCCAAGAAAGAUCAAUUUCUCUGCCAAGGACGAUCCAAACGUCACCACCUACAGAACAGUCGAAGACUUUAAGCAAUUGUACAACCGCGUUCACAGCGACGAGGUCAAGCACGUCACCAUUAUUGGUGGUGGCUUUUUGGGCAGUGAGUUGACCUGCUCAAUCAACGACUCUUUAAAGACUGCUAAAAAGGACAUCCAAGUCGCCCAAAUCUUCCCAGAAAAGGGUGUUCUUCCAUUGGUACUCCCACAAUACCUCUCUGAUUAUGCUACCGAGGAGGUACGUAAGAGUGGUGUUGACAUCAAGCCCGGUAAAUCGGUCAAGGACGUCACCAAGAAUACCGAGACUGGUAAGCUCCAAGUCAAGUUGGACGACGGCAGCGUUGUCGACACUGACCACGUCAUUGUUGCAGUCGGUCUCAUUCCAAACGCCGAUAUUGCCAAAUCUACGCAAUUAGAGGUCGACACCAAGAAUGGUGGAUACCUUGUCAAUGCAGAGUUGAUGGCUCGUUCCAACAUCUAUGUUGCUGGUGACGUUGCCUCGUUUUACGACUUUUCAUUGGGUACUCGUCGUAGAAUCGAGCAUCACGACCAUGCCCGUGCCACUGGAGAGUUGGCUGGCAAGAACAUGACUGGUGCCGCCGAACCAUACACCUACCAACCAUUCUUUUGGAGUGAUUUGACCAACCACAUUGGCUUUGAAGCCACUGGCAACACUGAUGCCUCACUCAGAACCUUCUCUGUUUGGGACAAACAAGCUGAAGACGCCAAGGACCAAGACAAAUACAGCAAAGGUAACAUCUACUACAUCAACGACAAGGAUCGUGUCGUCGGUGUAUUGACUUUCCGUCACUAUGGUAAAAUGGACAAGGCUCGUGAAUUAAUUCAAUCCGCCAAAACUAUUACUGACCUUAAUGAUUUACAACAUGCCAUUUCUUUAGAAGAUGCUCAUCAUUAA